This is a messenger RNA of Halteromyces radiatus, 979 nucleotides long. Its product is annotated as GTP-binding protein yptV1. The coding region runs from base 63 to 686 and encodes 207 amino acids. NCBI's taxonomy places the organism in Eukaryota, Fungi, Mucoromycota, Mucoromycetes, Mucorales, Cunninghamellaceae. Gene Ontology annotation, molecular function: GTP binding; GTPase activity. Gene Ontology annotation, cellular component: Golgi apparatus. The record is from RefSeq and is a predicted model, not a curated record. The transcript is spliced from 11 exons.
UUUUUCUCUUUCUUUUUCUUCUUCUCUACUGUUUGUGUGCUUUAUCUAUAAAAACCAAUAUCAUGUCAAAUUACAGCUAUAUCAUUAAAUAUAUCAUCGUUGGUGACUCGGGCGUCGGCAAGUCUUGUCUAUUGUUACAAUUCACAGAUAAACGUUUUUAUGCUGGUCGUGAACUUACUAUCGGUGUCGAAUUCGGUACAAGAUUCAUUACGGUGGAUGGCAAACAAAUCAAGUUACAAAUAUGGGAUACGGCUGGACAAGAAAGCUUUAGAAGUAUCACACAGAGCUAUUAUCGUGGUGCUGCUGGUGCUCUGUUAGUGUAUGACAUUUCAAGGCGUGAAAGUUUUGAACAUAUCUCUACCUGGUUGGCUGAUGUUCAACGACAUGCCAAUCCUCAAACUACCGUGGUUUUAGUCGGCAAUAAAUCAGAUUUGGAAGAAAGUCAGAGACAAGUUUCAACUGAAGAGGCAGAACGUUUUGCAAAAGAAAAUGGUAUCUCUCUCUUUUUGGAAACAUCGGCUAAAUCUUCUAGUAACGUAGAAGAAGUAUUUGUCAAGACCGCUGAGGAUGUUUAUGAAAAAAUCAAAGCUGGUGUAUUUACAAGCAAUGAGACAUCCGGUAUCCGGUUGGGCCCUGUUCAAAAUAGUUCCUUGAGCGAAGAAACUCAAAAUGGUACCUGUUGUUAGUCUACUACAUACCUAUCUAUCUCAACAAGGACUUUAGAAUAGUUUCUUCAUGUCUACACAUAUUACCCUUACUUUCUAUUUUUUUUUGUCUACUUCCCUUUCCAUACAAUAGGCAUCCUUGAUUAUUUCCCUAUUUAUUCAUCAGAUUUCCAUGAUAUCAUCCAUGAUUUAUAUUUUACCUUUGAUACAGGAAUAAAUGUUCUGACAUUUCAUUAAAUUCUGAAAUCAAUGAUAUGUGCAUUUAUUUGUUUUGUACUCUGUAUAGAAGAUUGAUUUUAUUGUCUAAUCUGGAA